UGUAGUGAUUUCGAAUUCAAAUCCGAAUCCUACUCUUCAAAGUUUCUCGAGUUUUGUUUGAAGUCUUUGCAAUUCCCUGAUUCAUUUUGGAUCUCAGAAGAUGAUGAAAGAGGUAAAGGAGGCUUUUUGUUUUGUAUGUUCAUCUGAAUGUUGGAGGAUGGUUCUGUUCUGGAGUAUCGCUCUUGUUUCUUCUUAUCUUCAAUUGCUUAGAGCAAGGGUCUUUGGCUCAAAAGCUACUCCUAUUUCUUGCUCCAUCAAUCCACAUAAUGGAUCUUCGAGACCCAUUUGUGUUAUCACUGGUGCUACUUCUGGGAUUGGUAAGGCCACUGCAUUUGCUCUUGCAGAGAAGGGUUUCUACGUUGUUCUUGUUGGACGGUCCUCUCAGCUUCUUUCAGAGACAUUGAAGGAAAUUAAGAACAAGAACAAAGAUGCUCAACUCAAGUCUUUCGAAGCUGACAUUUCUUCUUUUGAAUCAAUCUUCAAGUUUAAAAACUCUCUAGAGCAAUGGCUAUCGGACUCAGAGUUACAUCCUUCGAUUCAGCUUUUGGUGAACAAUGCUGGGAUAUUGGCAACUUCUAGUCGACCAACCAUUGAUGGUUAUGACAGGAUGAUUGCUACAAACUAUAUUGGUCCAUUCUCUUUGACCAAACUUCUUUUGCCACUUCUGAAAAAUAGCUACGUUCCUUCACGGGUCGUUAACGUAACAUCUUUCACACAUCGUUCAGCUUUCAUUCAAAAGUUCAACAAGGACUCUGUAACUGGAGUAUGUUUUUCUACAUCAAACCAAUAUCCUUGCGCUCGAAUCUACGAGUAUUCUAAAUUAUGUCUUCUACUGUUCUCAUAUGAAUUGCACAGACAGCUUCGGCUCUUAGACGACUCACGCCAUGUCUCUGUAAUAGCUGCUGAUCCAGGAUUUGUGAAAACGAAUAUAAUGAGAGAGCUUCCUUGUUACAUAACUUCCAUGGUGUUUCUUGGCUUCAGAAUUCUUGGCCUACUGCAAUCCCCAGAUGAUGGAGCUGAAUCUAUCAUCGAUGCCGCUUUAUCCACAUGGGAAACAUCAGGUGCUUACUAUUUUGGAGGAAAAGGAAGGACCAUUGAAUCAUCACAAGUUUCUAGAGACCCGAGACUUGCUAAACAACUCUGGGAAAUCUCUUGUGAUUUGUUCAAUGACUUGCACUUGCAUCUUCUUCAUCAAAACAACUAAUUAUUAAAGAGUCUCUAGAAUAUAUCUUUUAUUUAAGAAUCCAGUCAAUCUCAUGAAUAUGAGAAACUAUAUGAAAGAAAUGUACUGAAAUUUUGUAGAGCAUAUCUUUGUUUAUUGUAUUAAAUAUUGCUAUACGAUUACAUUCAACCAUCCUAAGAAAACGUAAAAAUGGCAAUUGCAUGUUAA
Messenger RNA from Arabidopsis lyrata subsp. lyrata, 1390 nucleotides. Its product is annotated as dehydrogenase/reductase SDR family member on chromosome X. The transcript is spliced from 10 exons. The coding region runs from base 101 to 1204 and encodes 367 amino acids. Lineage: Eukaryota; Viridiplantae; Streptophyta; Magnoliopsida; Brassicales; Brassicaceae. The record is from RefSeq and is a predicted model, not a curated record.